AAGAUGGCUGUGGGCUACAAUGCCAAGGCAGAUGAAGCUGCCGUGCCGAAAUCAUCCUCAACCAUGCACAGCAACAAUCAAUCGCAAUCACUGCAUGGUGAUCCAGCACCCAAUCAUGUGGGGAAUCAAACACCCAGGGAGCUGAACGAUCUGUACCUACUGAUCGCAACCUUACAAGUGCGAAGUCUGAUGCGCCAGAUCAUCUCCAACCUGAUUGCCCGUGUGAUGCUGUUUGGUGAACUGGGUAGUCCGGAACAUGCGCUGUGUCCUGACUGCGUACUGUUGAUAUUGCUGUUUCGCUAUUACAUAUAA
Messenger RNA from Anopheles moucheti, 312 nucleotides. RefSeq lists its product as uncharacterized. Lineage: Eukaryota; Metazoa; Arthropoda; Insecta; Diptera; Culicidae. The transcript has 2 exons. The record is from RefSeq and is a predicted model, not a curated record. Bases 4 to 312 code for a protein of 102 amino acids.